AUGUCAGCACUUGGUAUUCCCAGACAUAUUGCCACACUUGAUCCACGCAAUGUAGAACACGUUUUAAAAAACAAUUUUGAAAAUUAUAUCAAAGGCCCUGAGUUUCAUGGUGCAAUGAACGAUUUGUUUGGAAAUGGUAUUUUUAAUGCAAAUGGUGAACACUGGAAGUAUCAGCGAAAGACAGCAAGUCACAUAUUCAAUGUCAAGAACUUUAGGGAUCAUUUUACAGAUGUCUUUAUAAAAGAAAUUGAUUACAUGUCAAAACACAUUUGGGAUAAAGCAGCUGAUUCAGGCACAGUAGUUGAUUUUCAUGAUGUGAUGUUUAAGUUUACAUUGGAUUCAUUUAUUCUCAUCGGAUUUGGUGUACAAUUGAACGCGCUUGGAUCAGCAGAAAGGGUCCCCUUUGCAGUCGCAUUUGACGAAGCACAAAAGUCAACUUUCCAACGAUUUGUGAAUCCCAUCUGGCCAAUCACGGAACGAAUUAUGCGAGUAACAAUGCCAUGGAAAAAGACAAUGAAGGACCAUUUGGCUGUCGUCGAUUCAUUUGCUCGUAAUGUGAUUGAGCAGCGUCGAGAACAGAUGGCACGUGGCGAGGUCUACAAGGACCUUCUGUCUCGUUUCAUGGCGGCCAAGAACGCAGAAGGAGAAGCUUUGAACACGGACGAACUGAGAGAUAUUGUAUUGAAUUUUGUGAUCGCCGGACGUGACACGACCGCACAGGCUCUUUCAUGGACCUUUUAUAUGCUUCUGACGCAUCCACGGGUGGAAGCCAAGCUGAUGGAAGAGAUUGAAUGUGUGUCCGAAACAGAUGACGCAUCGACACUGUACGAGACGAUCAAGGGCAUGACCUAUGCUCAUGCUGUCUUUUACGAAGUCUUACGACUUUACCCUUCUGUGCCUCUGAACCAAAAGUAUGCGCUCGAUGACGACGUCUGGCCUGAUGGCACACAAAUACGUAAAGGUGACUAUAUUCUCUGGUGCCCCUAUGCUCAAGGUCGAUGCGAGAAGGUGUGGGGAGUGGAUGCCAAGGAGUUCAAGCCGGAGAGGUGGAUUGAAGAGGGUGAGCUCAAGCGACAGAAUCAAGGUCAAUGGCCAGCGUUCCAUGCAGGUCCGCGUGUCUGUCUAGGUCAGAAUCUGGCGACACUCGAAGCACUGGUGGCUAUUGUGUUCUUGCUCAAGAGGUACAAGUUCACUCUUGUGCCUAAUCAGGAGGUCACUUAUCAGGUCUCCUUGACUUUACCUAUGCUUCAAGGAAUGAAGGUGAUGGUUCAAAAACGUGGUGAAUCAAGCUAA
Messenger RNA from Rhizopus microsporus ATCC 52813, 1293 nucleotides. Its product is annotated as cytochrome P450. Gene Ontology annotation, molecular function: iron ion binding; oxidoreductase activity, acting on paired donors, with incorporation or reduction of molecular oxygen; monooxygenase activity. The transcript has 4 exons. Bases 1 to 1293 code for a protein of 430 amino acids. The record is from RefSeq and is a predicted model, not a curated record. Lineage: Eukaryota; Fungi; Mucoromycota; Mucoromycetes; Mucorales; Rhizopodaceae.